UUAGCAUUCGCACUAGCAGAGUCCCCCAUCAUUGGGGCCGCUACUGGGGACGUCCGGAUCUACAAUACGGGAACUUGGGUCUCAUUCCUCUCCUCAGUUCGUUAUUGGUUCGCGUUCAAUCUGGAACGAGGUGCUCAGUCCUACCAUUCGGUCGUUAACUGCGUUUCAGGGCCUCUAGGGAUCUAUCGAAUGUCAAUCAUCGCCGAUGUAAUGGACAAAUGGGUUCACCAAUCAUUCUUGGGUGUCCUCUGUACCUAUGGUGACGACCGUCAUCUUACCAACUUGGUACUUAGAGAGGGAUACAAGGUCAAGUUCUCACAUCACGCCAUCUGCUACACUGAUACACCUAUCCGUUUCAUUGCUUGGGUGACCCAACAGACUCGUUGGUCGAAAUCAUUCUUCCGAGAGAUCCCAAUCCAGCUGGGAUGCAUCCAACUGCAUAGCCCUUGGAUGACUUAUGCACUACUGUACCAGUUGAUCUACCCUAUGAUGAUGGUUUAUAGCCUAGUAAACUGCAUUUACUUUGGCACAGGGUCUCAAAUCUCAUGGUGGAUGGUCUCAAUAAUGUUCGUUGGAGUGAUGAAGACUCUAUAUGCUGUCUCUGUAACAGGCGACAAAAAGUUUUUCUUUACGACUGCGUAUGGGUUCCUGUACAUACUCGGUUAUGUGCCUGCCAAGAUUUUCGCUGCAUUAACGCUUUACGAUAAUUCUUGGGGAACUAGGUAA
Molecule: messenger RNA, 726 nt
Organism: Lobosporangium transversale
Lineage: Eukaryota; Fungi; Mortierellomycota; Mortierellomycetes; Mortierellales; Mortierellaceae
Product: hayluronic acid synthase 3
Exons: 1
Biological process (GO): hyaluronan biosynthetic process; extracellular matrix assembly
Molecular function (GO): hyaluronan synthase activity
Source: RefSeq, a predicted model, not a curated record